GAAAAGAGAAGAAAUCCUAAGAGAAGAAAGACCCUAGCAAGGCUAGCGUGGUCCUCUCUGCCUCCCCAAUCAUCUUCUGGGGUCUAAGAGAGAAAUACAUUUUAAGUGAUUAUUUCUGAUGAUGUGGAGAUUACUACAGUUUAAGUCUACAGGACUCUAGUUGCAUCUGCAGUUGGUACAUCUAUCGACGGAUUUCUUAAAAAAAUAUCGAAAUGGCGUCCCUAACAGGUGCUGCGAUGGGUCGAAGUAUACCAGUUGAACAUGAUGAAACUGGAGAUUGGUCGCCACUUCCAGAGCAUUCACUGGCUUUGGACCCUUAUGGUGAAAAUAUAGAGAACUUGGUGCCCAUAGGAUCUUAUCCACCUCAAAUGACUUCUCAUUCAUUGACUAGGCAAUCAUGUUUCUGCAAGCACCUUAAUCGUGUGGAUUAUAAUAUUGCUGAUCUGGAAGCGUCUGACUACAAUCACCUGCAACGAUGCCAGGAUUCUAGAAGGGAGAUACCUCCUGGUCCAUUCACAGAAUCAACAGCUUCAUCAGAACUUCAUAUUUUAUCUUUGGACAAAAGGAACCAGCUGCUGAGGUCUAGGCCUUCAGCUGAUUCUCCUGACACUGGACACAAUUCUAGUGGUCUGCAACAAAGCUCAUCUGACAUUUCCCAAAAUUCAUCUGGUGAAAGUCAGGAGAAUGCAAAUCUAAACCAAACUCAAUGUAAUAGACCACCAGUAGACCUACGAACAGAAGAUGCAGGAUAUGAUUCUCAGCCUCUGGAUCUUAUGGGCAUCAGGCAGCUAGAACCUCCAUUGCCACUUACUUCCGUGUUUAACCUCCAAGACCUUCCAAGGCCUCUGAUGUCCAGAGAGUUACCACAGAUGGACCCUCAGCCAUAUCCUGUAUUCGCACAACUGGCCCAUCCUUCCCCACAAUCUCAGUGGCAUCCUAGAUACUACAUUCCUGGGGAUUUACAUUGCCAGAAUCCAUAUGGGCAAACACGCUACCAACACUUCGCACAUCCGCCUCAACCACGGCUUCCUGUUCCUGGCCCUUGUGUAAGAGCCAUCCAUCCUGGCCGGCAAAUAAUCCCAAAUUAUUCCAGUCCUCCUUCUCCUAAAUGCAAUGAAGAAAGGCUCCCUGAGAGAGAGAGCUCUUCUGGAGAAUUUCAAAGAUUGUAUGGCCAGUUUCAGAACCAACUACUGCAUGGUGGAGCAUCAUCCAAGGCUUAUGGCGCUCAUGAGGACUUCUACAGGUGCCCUCCUGAUUCCAUGGCUCAGCCUAAUGGCCCACCAUGCCCAGCUGCCAUCCCAAGGCCUCCAAGUAAUUUUGCAGUCAGGGGAACACUGAGGACAAGUAAUUUGCCAGAAGAGCUGCGUAAAGUCUUCAUAACCUACUCUGUGGACACAGCUGAGGAGGUCAUGAAAUUUGUGAACUUUUUGUUUGUAAAUGGAUUUCAGACAGCUAUUGAUAUAUUUGAGGACACAGUUCGAGGUAUUGACAUUAUCAAGUGGAUGGAACGCUACCUGAGUGAUAAGACAGUGAUGAUAAUCAUAGCAAUCAGUCCAAAAUACAAACAGGAUGUUGAAGGGGCUGAAUCCCAGCUGGACAAGGAUGAGCAUGGCUUACAUACUAAAUAUAUCCACAGGAUGAUGCAAAUUGAGUUUAUACAACAAGGAAGCAUGAACUUUAGAUUCAUUCCUGUGCUUUUCCCAAAUGCAAAAAAGGAGCAUGUGCCUACCUGGCUUCAGAACACUCACAUCUACAAUUGGCCCCAAAAUAAAAAGAACAUUCUGUUGCGGUUGCUGAGAGAAGAGGAAUAUGUUGCUCCUCCGAUAGGACCUUUGCCCACUCUCCAGGUUGUGCCUUUAUGAAUGUCCAUUAAAGUGCAUAUGAAGC
Messenger RNA from Lacerta agilis (Sand lizard), 1887 nucleotides. RefSeq names its product TRAF3 interacting protein 2 (gene TRAF3IP2). The transcript has 11 exons. Gene Ontology annotation, biological process: humoral immune response; positive regulation of canonical NF-kappaB signal transduction. The record is from RefSeq and is a predicted model, not a curated record. Bases 213 to 1862 code for a protein of 549 amino acids. NCBI's taxonomy places the organism in Eukaryota, Metazoa, Chordata, Lepidosauria, Squamata, Lacertidae.